This is a messenger RNA of Neoarius graeffei (lesser salmon catfish), 3565 nucleotides long. It is a transcript of the gene abcb7, whose product is annotated as ATP-binding cassette, sub-family B (MDR/TAP), member 7. The coding region runs from base 305 to 2629 and encodes 774 amino acids. Gene Ontology annotation, biological process: intracellular iron ion homeostasis; transmembrane transport. The record is from RefSeq and is a predicted model, not a curated record. Gene Ontology annotation, molecular function: ATP binding; ATP hydrolysis activity; ABC-type transporter activity. NCBI's taxonomy places the organism in Eukaryota, Metazoa, Chordata, Actinopteri, Siluriformes, Ariidae. The transcript is spliced from 18 exons. Gene Ontology annotation, cellular component: mitochondrial inner membrane.
CAAUCAUGAAUGUGAAAUGGUAUGAUCGUGUCACCAAUGCUGCAGUUCUUGACCGAGCUUGCCUGACAAGUAUCGAGGCUAUGUUACAUCAAAAUAGACUAAGGUGGUACAGACAUGUGGUGAGAAUGGAUGCACAACGUCUCCCAAAGCAACUUCUCUUCAGUCAACUCUCUACUGGAACACGUUGUGUUGGUGCUCCUAAGAAGAGGUACAAGGAUGCCCUUAAAAAAGCUUUAAAGACUGCAAGAUUGAUGACUGGUUUACAGCCCCAGCAGAUUGGUUUGGCAGUAGAGAACGGUUUGCAAUGGCAUCAAGACCUUUGAGACCAAUAGACGGAAAGCUGAAGAGGAAAGACGUGCAAAGCGAAAAGCUGCUGAAGCUCAUCAUCGUAAUUACGUUUGUGGGUUUACCGUCCAAACGAGAUCACAUGGGAUUACCUUUCACAGGUGAGACUGGAAAAAUACUUUUCAAUACUGUUCCUUCAGUCUUCAGUUUCCCAGCUCAUCUCCACCGGGUUCGCAAUCUGUCAACAACAUGGACAUCCAGUCGAGGAGAUGCCAAACGACAAGUCCUGGAAACCAUAAAACAUUUAAAGAUACCAGAGAGGACGUGCUGGCAUGGUCAUGCAGGGGGAGGCCUGAGUGCAGAUCCAAAAAAUUUGCUAAAGGAGGUGGACUCCGCCAAGAUCCUAUCAGCCAUGUUUGCAUAUGUUUGGCCUAAGGAUCGACCAGAUCUGCGAGCUCGAGUGGCCAUCUCACUUGGCUUGCUUGCCGGAGCUAAGCUCACCAACGUGAUGGUGCCCUUCAUGUUUAAAUAUGCAGUAGACAGUCUGAACCAGAUGUCUGGACACAUGUUGAACCUCAGCGACGCGCCAAACACGGUGGCCACUAUGGCAACGGCCAUUCUCAUUGGCUACGGUGUGUCUCGAGCGGGUUCAGCACUCUUCAACGAGCUUCGUAAUGCUGUAUUUGGUAAGGUGGCACAGAGCUCUAUCCGACGCAUUGCCAAGAAUGUCUUCCUACACCUGCACAGCCUGGACUUGGCAUUCCACCUGAGCCGGCAGACAGGCGCCCUGUCUAAGGCUAUUGACCGAGGCACACGCGGCAUCAGUUUCGUGCUCAGCGCCCUCGUUUUUAAUCUCGGACCCACAGCAUUUGAGAUGGCACUAGUCAGUGCCAUCCUGUAUUAUAAAUGCGGCGGUCAAUUUGCUCUCGUCACUCUGGGGACCUUAUCGGCGUACACGCUCUUCACUAUUGCAGUUACACAAUGGAGGACCCAGUACAGGAUAGCAAUGAAUAAGGCGGAUAAUGAAGCAGGCAAUGCGGCCAUCGACUCGCUCCUUAAUUACGAGACUGUAAAGUACUUCAACAACGAGAAAUAUGAAGCAGAGAGAUAUGACAACUUUCUGAAAAUCUAUGAGUCCUCUUCAUUGAAGACUACCUCGACCCUGGCCAUGCUAAACUUUGGACAGAGCGCAAUAUUCAGCAUCGGGCUUACGGCUAUCAUGGUGCUAGCUAGCAAGGGCAUAAUAGCAGGAACCAUGACUGUGGGAGAUCUGGUGAUGGUAAAUGGACUUCUCUUUCAGCUGUCAAUGCCCCUCAACUUUCUGGGCACAGUGUACAGAGAGACCAGACAGGCUCUCAUUGACAUGAACACGCUGUUCAACUUGCUCAGUGUGGAUACCAGGAUUAAGGAGAGAGACCUGGCCCCCCCACUGCUUAUUACCCCACAGGAGGCCUCCAUCCUCUUCGAGGAUGUCUACUUUGAGUAUAUGGAGGGGCAAAAGGUCCUCAAUGGGGUUUCCUUUGAAGUACCAGUUGGGAAAAAAGUGGCCAUUGUUGGUGGGAGUGGAUCUGGGAAGAGCACCAUUGUACGGUUGCUGUUUCGCUUCUAUGAACCCCAACGAGGUAACAUCUAUAUUGCAGGCCAGAACAUUCGAGAUGUCAGCCUGGAGAGCUUAAGAAAAGCUCUGGGUGUGGUACCUCAGGAUGCAGUCCUCUUCCACAACACCAUCUUUUACAAUCUGCAGUACGGGAACAUCAACGCCCCGCCAGAGGAAGUAUAUAGAGUAGCCAAGCUUGCUGGCAUCCAUGAUGCCAUCCUCAAAAUGCCUCAUGGAUACGAGACACAGGUUGGAGAGCGAGGCUUGAAACUCUCAGGUGGAGAAAAACAGCGUGUGGCUAUCGCCAGGGCAAUCCUGAAGAACCCUCCUAUCCUGCUGUAUGACGAGGCAACUUCCUCCCUCGACUCCAUUACUGAAGAGAACAUUCUGAGCUCCAUGAAAGAAAUGGUUACUAACAGAACAUCGGUCUUCAUUGCCCACCGGCUGUCCACCAUUGUGGAUGCAGAUGAGAUUAUUGUGCUGAAUCAGAUGCCGAAUACUAUUGACAAGCGAGAUGAAGCGAAGGGUAAGGUGGCAGAGCGGGGUGAUCACCACACACUCCUGAGCACUCCAGGCAGCCUGUAUGCUGAUCUGUGGCGCACACAGAACAGCAAAGUGCUAAACGACAACAGAGACAGGACACAGCCUGCUCCAGCAGAGAGAGUCUCACAGAAGGAGGAGGAGCGCAGGAAGCUGCAGGAGGAGAUCCUCAACAGCGUCAAGGGCUGCGGCAACUGCUCCUGCUGAGACACACACACCCCAGUUGUUUUUUGUUGAGUCAGACUUGGUGGGAACAUGUAUGCACAUAGGCAUGCCUAUGACAGACUUUAUCUGCUCAUGUGCCUGGGUUUAGACUGAACCCAGCAGUGUUGAUGGACUCUGGAGGUCCAGCAGGUCUCCUGGCUUGGUAUGGUAUUCUGUAAUCUUUAUCAUGUACACUAUACCUGCCUUUCUCUUAACACAUUAUAUAGGUGUUUGAACUUUUAAAAUUUUCUCCAUGUGGAAAAGCCUUUUUAUCAUGGAUGUGUACAUAUAAAUAUAACGUGCGAUGGGUUUGUACAAGAGAGAAGAAUCACAUUGUACAGAUGUACACAUGUCUCUGAUGGCUAUUUUGUAAGUGAAAUACUGACUGGAUGUAACAGGAACAGUUUGUGUCCUUUUGAAUAUAGCAUUGCGUGUCUUGUUAUAUCAGGUGUUUGUACCAACAUUUUCAUAAAAGAUGAUGGGUUAUUUAAGAGGACAUAAUGAUUUUUCACAUUCCUCAUUACAUAUCAACAGCAGAAUUGACCCCAGCUUUGAUUUGCUUGUUGUGAGCAAUAUUCAACAUAAUGGGUAUUUACUUAGGACUGUUUUUAUUUUUUCCCCAUUAGCUCAAUUUAUAGAUAUAUUGACUGGAAAUAUUGUCAAAAAGCAAUAAAUAUGUAAUUCAACUCAAAAUCCGCCUUUAUAGUAGUGUAUCGUGACUUCUCAUUGAAUGACACUUGUGUUAAAAUGCAGUGAUGUGUUAAUUUAAGUAUUCUGAAAUUUGAAUUGGAAAUGACCUACUAUAAGGGUAAUUCUCUUUAAAAACUUUUUCCUUAGUUGUCCCAUCAUAGUGAGGCAUUGCAUUUCUGGCCAUAAAAGCCAGGAGCAAAGGCAACUGUUGUAAUGGAAAUAAAAGCUCAAAUAAUUAUGGCAAUUUCA